Molecule: messenger RNA, 867 nt
Organism: Mesoplodon densirostris (Blainville's beaked whale)
Lineage: Eukaryota; Metazoa; Chordata; Mammalia; Artiodactyla; Ziphiidae
Gene: ICAM2
Product: intercellular adhesion molecule 2
Exons: 4
Coding region: 40-867 (275 amino acids)
Biological process (GO): cell-cell adhesion
Cellular component (GO): membrane
Molecular function (GO): integrin binding
Source: RefSeq, a predicted model, not a curated record
UCUCGGCUGUUCCCUGUGAGCCCUUGGACGCCACUCGAGAUGUCCCCUUUUGGUGGCUGGGGACUGCUCUCGGCCUUUCUUGCCCUGCUCUGCUGCACAGGGUCUGGCGAGGAGGCGUUCGAGGUACGCAUGUGGCCAGAGCAGCUGAUGGUGGAGUCCGGGGAGUCUCAGGUGAUUAACUGUAGUACCACCUGUACGCAGCCCAACGCCGGUGGUCUGGAGACCACCCUACACAAGACUCUCCUGGAGGAACAGGCUCAGUGGAAGCUGUAUGAGGUCUUCAACAUCUCCCAGGACACAGAUGUCAUUUGCCAUUUCACCUGCUCCGGGAAGCAGGAGUCCAAGAGUCUGAACAUCAGUGUGUUCUACCCUCCAAAGCAAGUGCUGCUGAAGUUAUGGCCCACUUUAGUGGCUGUAGGGAGAUCGUUCACCAUCCAGUGCAGGGUGCCCUCUGUGGCACCCCUCGAAGGUCUCACUGUCACCCUGCUCCAUGGCAGUGAGAUCGUAUACAGCCAGACCUUUGUGGGGACAACACAUUCCCCCCAAGAGGCCAUGGUCACCCACAACACCACGGCUCACAGGGAAGACGACCGCCACAACUUCUCCUGCCGGGCCGAGAUGGACCUGCGCUCUCGCGGCGGGGACCUCGUUCACAGCGUCUCAGAUCCCCAGGCGCUCGACGUCUAUGAGGCUGCACAAGACACCCAGAUGGCGGUCAUCAUCACGGCCGGGUCAGUGCUGCUCUUCUUGUUUGUGACGUCCGUCCUGCUGUGCUUUGUCUUUGGGCAGCAGUGGCACCAGAGGCGGACAGGUACCUACAGGGUUCAAGCUGCUUGGAGGAGGCUGAGGUGGGCCUACCGGGCAUAG